Molecule: messenger RNA, 4518 nt
Organism: Adineta steineri
Lineage: Eukaryota; Metazoa; Rotifera; Eurotatoria; Adinetida; Adinetidae
Source: the annotation of a GenBank genome assembly
AUGAUAUUGUUUGGUUUUCGCAAUAUUUGGUUGUUUCUAUUGGUUUUUAGGCAAACAUCAGGUAUUUCAUAUAAUCGACCAAAACUUUGUGCAAAUGCAACAUGGAACCGGACGGCUAUAACUUUUGCCACGAGCAUUACGGUUGGUACAUAUCCGCAUGGAAUUUUUAUUGAUACAAAUAAUACGGUUUAUGUAGCUGAUGGUGCAAACAGUAGGGUUCAAAUUUGGUUAAACAAUAGUAUAACAGUUACAAGUACUAUUUCUGGUGGUUUAGACACACCCAAUAGUCUUUUCAUCACAGAUAAUAGUGAUAUUUAUGUUGAUAAUGGUUAUACAAAUUAUCGGGUUGAUAAAUGGAGCUUUAAUUCAACAAAUAGUGUUCCAACGAUGUAUAUGUGUGGAGCAUGUUAUGGUCUCUUUAUUGAUAUUAAUGAUAUGCUUUACUGCUCGAUGUAUAAUUAUCAUCAAGUUGUUUCGAAGUCAUUGGAUACACGUUUAAAUAUAUGGAAUAUUGUUGGUGGUACAGGUACAGCUGGAUCAACGUCAGUUACACUUCAUAAUCCUUGGGGAAUCUUUGUUGAUAGUAAUUUAAACUUGUAUGUGGCUGAUUAUUCAAAUGAUCGAAUUCAAAAAUUUUCAUCAGGACAAUUAAAUGGAACAAAAAUAGCAACGGGACCUAUCGUAUUGAAUACGCCUACUUCAGUUAUACUUGAUGCUGAUGGAUAUCUUUUUAUUGUUGACAAUGGUAAUAGUCGUAUUGUUGGUUCAGGAUCUUAUGGAUUUCGAUGCAUAGCGGCAUGUUCCGGAGAUGGUUCAUUAUCCAGUCAAUUAUAUUAUCCAGUAACUUUAAGUUUUGACAGUUAUGGAAAUAUAUUUGUCACCGAUUCAUGGAAUAACAGAGUACAAAAAUUUCUUUUGUUAUCAAACUCAUGUAAUGAGACGACAACAGUAACAACUAUGGCCACGGUAACUUCAAUGAAUAAUACUCCAUUAGUUUCUUUAACAACAGCUGUUCCUGAAAUAAGUUCUACAACUGCAUCAUAUUCAAACCCUAUUUCAUACAAUAUGCCAGAAUUCACUGCGUAUACUACUUGGAGCUCCAAUGGAAUAACUUUUGCAAGCACCACCGUGAUCGGAACAAGUCCUUACAGUGUAUUUGUUGAUAAUAACAAUACUGUAUAUGUAAGUGAGUAUUCUUUAGAUCGUGUUCAAGCGUGGCGUGAAGGUAGUAGCAAACCCACAAGAAAUAUCUCCGGUACUAUAAACAAUCCAUAUAGUGUCUUCGCUACAAGUAAUGGUGAUGUAUAUGUUGACAAUGGUUAUACAAAUAGUCGAGUGGAUAAAUGGACAGUAAAUGCAACGACUAGUGUUUCUGUAUUGAAUGUGAAAGCCGCAUGUUGGGGUCUUUUUGUUGAUAUUAAUAAUAAUAUUUACUGUUCAAUGUAUAACCUUCAUGAAGUUGUCACAAACUCAUUGAUCAAUCCUUCAAACAUGUGGAUAAUUGCCGCUGGUACAGGUUGUGCUGGAUCAACGUCAAAUACGCUUUAUAAUCCUCGUGGAAUCUUUGUUGAUACAGAUCUCAAUUUGUACGUUGCUGAUUAUACCAAUGAUAGAGUGCAAAAAUUCUUAUCAAAACAAGUAAAUGGAAUAACGAUAGCAGGAACUGAAGCAACAGGAACUAUUAGUCUGAAUGGUCCGACUGGAGUUGUUCUGGACGCCGAUGGCUAUGUAUUCAUUGCGGAUUAUUUGAAUAAUCGUAUUGUUGGAUCAGGACCAAACGGAUUUCGUUCUUUAGUAGGAUGUUCAAGUGUUGCCGGUUCAGCAUCUAAUCAAUUACAUUAUCCAACAAGUUUAAGUUUCGAUAGUUAUGGUAAUAUGUUUGUUGUUGAUAACUACAACAAUCGGAUUCAAAAAUUUUAUAUAACAAGCAAUAUUUAUAAUGGAAUUAUCAAUCAACCAAGCUUCUGUCCAUCUACAACAUGGUAUACAGAUGCAAUUACAUUUGCCAAUAGUAGUACGGCUGGAACUCACGUAUAUGGUAUUUUUGUUAGUAUUAAUAAUACUAUCUAUGUAGCUAAUCAACAAACUAAUAAGAUUCUAGUGUGGUUCGAAGGAAGUAACAAUCCAGAUAAAAUUCUUUCUGGUAGUCUGAGUUCACCAUAUGAUCUUUUCGUUACUCCUCUAGGUGAUAUAUAUGUUGAUAAUGGUUUAAAUAAUGAUCGAGUUGAUAAAUUUUCAUUCAAUUCAAAUAUAAGUACUUCUGUCAUGUCAGUUCCUAAUUUGUGUGCUGGUAUUUUUGUUGAUAUUAGUAAUACUCUUUAUUGUUCAGCAUAUAGUUCUCAUCAAGUUCUUAAGCAAUGGUUAAAUGAUAGUGUACUUACGUCAACUAUUAUUGCUGGUACAGGUACAGCUGGAUCAACAGCGACUACGCUUAAUUAUCCUCUUGGAAUUUUUGUCGAUGCUCAAGUUAAUUUAUAUGUUGCAGAUUGUCAUAAUGAUAGAAUACAAAUGUUUCCUGUUGGACAAUUAACUGGAAUAACUUUAGCAGGAGCUAGUGUACCAGGAACUAUUACACUUAAUAAUCCAAAUGGCAUUAUAUUAGAUGAUAAUGGAUACCUUUUUAUUACGGAUACUCUUAAUAAUCGAAUAAUUGGAUCAGGACCAUAUGGUUUUCGAUGUUUAUUUGGAUGUACAACAAUAUCUGGUUCUGCAUCAAGUCAGUUGAAUCAACCAGUAAUUUUAAGAUUUGAUGGUUAUGGAAAUAUAUUUGUCGCUGAUAGAUAUAAUAAUAGAGUGCAAAAGUUUAUAUUAGCAUCAAAUUCAUGCAGUCUGUUUUAUAGUCAACCAACAUUUUGUUUUAAUGCUUCAUGGUCUGUAAAUGCCGUAACUUUUGCAUCAAGUAGUACAAUUGGUUUAUUACCUUAUGGUAUUUUUAUUAGUGGAAUUAAUACUGUGUAUGUACCUAAUCGAGUUAGUAACACUAUUCUAUCAUGGCCUCAAGGAAGUACUACAUCAACAAGUAAUAGUUAUAGUAAUUUAAGUAAUCCAUAUAGUCUUUUUAUGUCUAUGACUGGUGAUAUGUAUAUUGAUAAUGGUUAUUCAUAUGGUCGAGUCGAUAAAUAUACAUUUAAUACAUCAAACCGUGUAACUGUUAUGAGUGUUAAUGGAAGUUGUUUUGGUUUAUUUAUUGAUAUUAAUAAUAAUCUUUAUUGUUCUCUUAAAAAUCUUCAUCAAGUUGUUAAACUCUUACUUAAUAAUGGUACAACCAUUCCGACAAUUGCAGCUGGAAAUGGUUCUGCUGGAUCACUAUCAAAUAUGCUUAAUUCUCCUCAAGGAAUCUAUGUUGAUAGUAAUCUAAACCUAUAUAUUGCAGACAGUGCUAACAAUCGUAUUCAAUUCAUUCAAACUGGUCAGUUAGAUGGAGUGACAAUCGUUGGGAAUGGUUCAUCAGCAAAUAUUACACUCAACUAUCCAACUGGAAUUGUCCUUGAUGCUAAUGGUUAUCUUUUUAUUGUCGAUAGUUAUAAUCAUCGUAUUGUUGCUUCAAGUUAUUAUGGUUUUCGAUGUAUAGUGGGAUGUUUGGGAGGUGGUUCAUCUGCGUCUCAAUUAUCAUUUCCACAAAGUAUGGCUUUUGAUAGCUAUGGAAAUAUAUAUGUUACUGAUCGAAAUAAUAGUCGACAAUACCGACUACCACCACCACUACUACUACGAGCAGCAGCAGCAGUACCACAACUAGCACUACUACUACUACUACCACUAAGACUACAAGCAGUAGCAGUACUACAAGUACCACUAUCACCACAACCAGUACCACAAGCAGGAGUACUACAAGCAGUAGCAGUACUACGAGUACCACUACCACCACCACCAGCACCACAAGUAGCACUACUACUACUACCACCAGUACUACAAGUAGUACUACUACUACCACCAGUAGUACUACUACGAGCAGCAGUAGCACCUCAAGCAGCACUACUACCACGACCACCACUAGCAGUACUACUACUACCACUACCACCACAAGUACUACAACAAGUAGCAGCAGCACCACAAGUAGUAGUACUACUACUACCAGCAGUACCUCAAGUAGCACUACAACCACCAGCAGCAGUACUACAACGAGCAGCAGCAGUACCACGAGUAGUACUACCACUACUACUAGCAGUACUUCAAGUAGCACUACUACCGCGACUACCACUAGCAGUACUACUACUACCACCACUAGUACUACUACAAGCAGUAGUAGUACCACAAGUAGCACUACUACUACCACCACCACUACAAGUACUACAACAAGUAGCAGCAGUACCACAAGUAGUACUACUACUACUACCACUACUAGUACCAGUACUUCAAGUAGCACCACUAGCAGUACUACUACGAGCAGUAGCAGCACCACAAGUAGCAGUACAACGAGUAGUACCAGUACUUCAAGUAGUACUACCACGAGUAGCAGUAGUACUUCGAGUAGCACUACUACCACUAGUAGUACCUCAAGUAGCACGACUUCCAUCAUAA